Panicum hallii is the source of this 1706-nucleotide messenger RNA. Its product is annotated as pentatricopeptide repeat-containing protein At1g61870, mitochondrial-like. Gene Ontology annotation, molecular function: protein binding. NCBI's taxonomy places the organism in Eukaryota, Viridiplantae, Streptophyta, Magnoliopsida, Poales, Poaceae. The record is from RefSeq and is a predicted model, not a curated record. The coding region runs from base 3 to 1502 and encodes 499 amino acids. The transcript has a single exon.
GCAUGCGCCGCCUGCUGCGCCUGGGUCGGUCGGGUCUAAUUUCUGGCCUGCCAAGCCCAGGCCCGUGUACCGCGUGUUUUGUUGAUGCCAGGCCCAAGCAUAAGGUUUUGGACCGCGUUGUUUGGUUGGGCUUGUUGGCUAACGUGGUGAUGGGCCGGGCCCCACCACUCGACGACACGACUGGGUUUUGGCCUUCCUUCUCCCUUCCCCGAGCAAGGCACGCACCAAACGAAACCAUGGCCGCCGCCGCCGCCCUCUGCCGGAGCCCCUCCUUGCUCUGCCGCCGCCACCUCCUCAUCCGCCUCCUCUCCACCCACACCCACACCCAGCUCCAGGCCCCCCCACCCACGCCCACCACCCCCGCCGACCUCUCCCGCCUCAAGUCCUCCAUCCGCGACGCCGCCACCACCCCCGACGCCCUCGCCGCCCUCUUCCUCUCGGCCCUCCCCCACCCCGCCUUCCUCGCCGACCGCCCCCUCUUCGCACUCUCCGUCCGCCGCCUCGCAUCCGCCGGCCGCCGCGACCUCGUCGCCUCCAUCCUCUCCUCCUCCCUCACCGCCCUCCCCAGCCCCCACCCCUCCGAGGGCUUCCUCAUCCGCCUCAUCGCCCUCUACUCCGCCGCCGCCAUGCCCGACCACUCCCUCACCGCCUUCCGCCUCGUCAAGCCCCCCUCCGACCGCGCCCUCUCCGCCCUCCUCUCCGCCUACCACGACAACCGCCUCUACGACCGCGUCGUCCAGGCCUUCAACACCCUCCCCGCCGAGCUCGGCAUCAAGCCGGGGCUCGUCUCCCACAACGUCCUCCUCAAGACCCUCGUCGCCAGCGGGGACCUCGCCGCCGCCCGCGUGCUGUUCGACGAAAUGCCCCACACGGCUGGCGUCCAGCCGGACAUCGUCUCCUGCAACGAGAUCCUCAAGGGCUACCUCAACACCGGCGACGAUGCUGCCUUCGACCAACUGCUUAAGGAGAUCGCCGGCCCUGAGCGGCACUUCAAGCCCAACGUCGGGACCUACAACCUCCGGAUGACCCUGCUGUGCGCAAGAGGGAGGAGCUUUGAAGCCGAAGAGCUGCUGGACGCCAUGGGGGCAAGGGGCGUCCCGCCCAACCGCGCAUGCUUCAACACGGUCAUCAAGGGGCUCUGCAACGAGGGGGAGGUGGGUGCUGCCAUGGCGCUCUUCAGAAAGAUGCCAGAGGUGCCCAGGCAGAAUGGCACAGGGGUCUCCCCCAACUUUGAGACCUACAUCAUGCUGCUUGAGGCACUCGUCAACAAGGGUGUGUUUGAUCCUGCAAUGGAGAUCUGCAAGGAGUGCCUGCGCAACAAGUGGGCGCCACCAUUCCAAGCUGUCAAAGGUCUGGUUCAGGGCUUGCUCAAGAGCAGGCAGGCCAAACGGGGAAAGGAGGUUCUGAUGGCAAUGAGGAAGGUUGUCAAGGGUGACGCCAAAGCGGAGUGGAUGAAGGUUGAGGCUCAGCUCUCAUUGCUGCUAGCUGACAAGAAAGCCUAAACACCCGGAACGAAAUUGUUUCUUUUUUUUGUUUUGGAUGAGAUUUGCAUUUUGAUCUAAUCGGAUGGGUGACUGUCAAUGGUCUAGACUUUAGUCAUGCAUACUUAAUAAUGACCCCAUAUUCAUGUUGAUUACUGUGUGUUUUUCUUUGCGCUGAGCAUGAUCCAACUGCCCUAGCAAUGCUAUGUUAUGUUUCAUGGUGUG